Cantharellus anzutake is the source of this 345-nucleotide messenger RNA. RefSeq lists its product as uncharacterized. The record is from RefSeq and is a predicted model, not a curated record. The transcript has a single exon. Lineage: Eukaryota; Fungi; Basidiomycota; Agaricomycetes; Cantharellales; Hydnaceae. The annotation marks the transcript as partial.
CGCCCCCCAUGCAAGCUAUCAUACAGCUUACGCGUCGAAUGGAUCGACACCGCACCGCAAUGCGCCCGUGCCGCACGAUUAUCAUUAUUCAUCGCAAUCAUUCCAACUCUCUCCGGAUCCACUCCUACCCUAGCCGCACAACCCCCCGGGCCCUAGCUACGCCGAAACCGACUCACCGACCGACAACCGACAAAACCGACAAAACUUAUUGAAACAACUCACUUCCCCCCUUGGCCACGGUACGCGAUGCAAUGACCCCAGAUGGCUGUCUGUCCGUGCGCAUGAUUCUGUGCAAUUAACCAGCCCCGAAUGUCUUGAUCAUGAUCUGAGAUGAAUAAGCUUAUA